ACGACCGUGACCAGACGCUUCCCGACCGUCGAAAAGAAUGGACUUCAUUGGCUACAAGUAUUAUAGACUUCUGAAAUUCUGCUACUUCGUGAUGGGAUUGACAUCGUACAAACCAAAACAAUUAAGCGUAGCGCAUACUACGAUUGUAUGUUUGAUACUUCUUCUCGGUUCAACAUUUUUCGUGAUUUCCAGGACAAUAUCCCAUGGAUACAGAUUUGUCAUGAUUGUAAACUUCGUUAUCUUUAUAACUAGUAUAAUGUUCAGUAUUAAAAUAUUAUAUUCAAUACAAUGCACAUUCGACGAAAGCCAGAAAUUCUUUUAUAUUCCAUAUACUUUGGAAUGGUAUAAUUUAUCACUAUCAACACAGAAAUUGCUACUUUUUAUUAUGCAAGGAAACCAUCACUCAGCAGUAUUAAAUCUCUAUGGUAUAUGGCUACCUACGUUGGAAACUUUGAGCACGAUAAGUAAUGGUUUUUUUUAGGUGCCAGAGAAGAUAAAUUGUAUUUUGAACGAAACUUAAAUACAAUUAGAUUCAAACUGCAAAUAUUUAUGUUACAAUAAGGAACUCAUAAUGCUGCUACACUAAUAUAUAUUGGAAAGUUUAAAAUAAAAAUCUCAAGGACUGAAAGACUAAUCAAAAUAAUCUAGCUUACAAGUUAUUCAAUAAUAAUCCGUCAAUUUUGUAUUAGUUGUUCCACUGACAUCAUUUGGAAUGCAAGGCACUUUAAUCAAUAAAUGCAAUUAUUUCCAGAACUAUUUGUUAUUUUCAAAAAUGUUUCUUUCCAAAUUUGUUUCAGUUUAUUAACAAUUAGUUUGUUUGUAGCUAUACGCAUGUUGGACAUAUGAGUUAACUUUAUUUUCUUAAAUGAAAUUGCAUUUUUUCACUCAUUCAUGCAUUCUGACAUUUUCCAUAAAAAGAAGUAACAACGUAGUUGAAAAAUUCUUUUUUUAGGAGUUAUUUUAACUUUAGUUCUGUAAAAUCAAUAUAUGAAGGACGAGGAAGAGCAGUAUUCUUGUAUUCAUACUGUUUUCGUCUUUCGAGCGAUUUUAAUUAAAAAUGAAGUUAAAAUAUCUCAAACUAAUAAUUUUUCAACGUGAGUCUAUAUCUUUUCAUAUAGGAUAUUCAGCUGCAUCCAUUGAUUCGAUGGAUUAAAAAGUAUAUGAUUCUUUUCAAAAUAGCGGAAAUAACGACGAAAUAAAUUGUUAAAAAAGAAAAAAAAUACACACAUCACAGUAUGUUGUCUUUCAUACAAUAUAACUUUCGUACAAAACAUUUUUUUGUACAACGAAAAUCUUGGAAGUUAUUCGAGGUGAGCAUGUUUCGGGCAUUACUUUGUAUAGUAUACAGUAUAUUAUAUUCCUUUUUUACUUACAAAAGGAAUAGGUCGAUGGGUCCGAUCCGAUGACUCGUCUCUGAAGUGGCAUGCCACAACUAUGACUAUAUUAAAUUAUAAACGAUAAUGUAUUCCUGUUCCCAUAGACAUUUUUAUUUUAAAAAAGACAAAUUAUGAACAAAAAUUUAAGAAAGUUAAGGGUAAAAUAUGCCUUGU
Frieseomelitta varia is the source of this 1550-nucleotide messenger RNA. RefSeq lists its product as uncharacterized. The transcript is spliced from 4 exons. NCBI's taxonomy places the organism in Eukaryota, Metazoa, Arthropoda, Insecta, Hymenoptera, Apidae. Bases 38 to 481 code for a protein of 147 amino acids. The record is from RefSeq and is a predicted model, not a curated record.